AUGAUGGCGAUGAUGAUGACUGGCCGUGUGCUGCUGGUGUGUGCCCUCUGCGUGCUGUGGUGCGGUGCCGGCGGUGUUUAUGCGAGGGAUACUCCCAACAACGCACAGGGUGGCUGCAUGGCGUCAGGCGGGUUGGGUGCGAAAACGUCGUAUUUGGUGAGGGGUUGCAAUAAAACUGUGCUCACGCGGCCAUUGCGAUCAGCGUUCUUCAUUAAUGCGAUACAAGCCGAAGCGAAGGACGUAAAAGAUAUUUCUGAGGAAAGGGAUAAUUUGAAGUUAGAUUCAAUUCCACAACCUCCGGCACUGCCACCAGCGCCAGAAACACCGGGAGCCCCACCACCACCUCCUGAUGCCAGUGAUUCUGAUGGUAUUGGUCGCAGUGAACUUGGUGCUGACAGUCAAACUGGUGGUGGCGGUGGUGGCGGUGGUGGCUCAAGUGGAAUUUCUAACGGAGGUGAGGAUUCCACUUUGAAGGUUCCUGUUCCCGAUGAUAAAUCCUCGUCCCCUAUUCCCAGUGCUGGUGAUGGUUUGAAGAACACCGGCGAUAGUUCAGUCACUCAGAAGAAUAAUUCUUCAGGAACAGAUGAACCGUCAAAAAAAACGCUUAAUGUGCCCGCACUGCCCACGGUGCAGACUCCGGAGGCGUUAGACACCGACCAAAAUAAAAACACUCCUAAUACACAAGGAGAAAUAAGUGUUGAAGCUCGUGGUAAGGGUGCAAGUGGAGGCGACGCAGGGGAGAAUGACGUAAAUAGCAAAGACUCCUCCAGCGUGUCGACCGCCAAUAGCAAACCCACAGGAAAAACAACACCGUCAGUACCAUCAACGGGAGAAACUCCAACAAUAACAGCAACACCGAAAGACUCAAAGAAUCCAACAGGGAAAAAUGACAAUACGGCAGCGUCAGGAACCGAAACGGACUCUGAAGCAACUAAAACGUCUUCGAAGGAUGAUGCGGCAGAGCAACACAGUCAAGAGAGAGACAAAGCAGAUUUGGUAAAGAGUGCAAAUACCGGCCAUCCAGCAUAUACAGCAGCCUCAUCCAUCCCUACAUAUGGCAAUGGUGAUGCUCAGGGAACAGUAAAUGAGAAUGGUGACGAUCCUGAACGGCAUGAUCCCAAAAGAACCCACGACGAACUCGAAGCUGAUAAUACCAACGUCGGUCCUACAGCCAGUGAAGCAGCACCAGAAGCAGUCAACAGCACUGAAAAAAAAGAUACGGCGCCAACUGGCGACAGUGACGGCAGCACCGCGGUCUCGCACACCACCUCCCCUCUUUUGCUUCUUCUUGUUGUUUCGUGUGCGGCUGCUGCUGCGGUGGUGGCCGCGUGA
Molecule: messenger RNA, 1332 nt
Organism: Trypanosoma cruzi
Lineage: Eukaryota; Euglenozoa; Kinetoplastea; Trypanosomatida; Trypanosomatidae
Product: mucin-associated surface protein (MASP), putative
Exons: 1
Coding region: 1-1332 (443 amino acids)
Source: RefSeq, a predicted model, not a curated record